AUGUCCAGCUCUGCCCUGACUCUCGGGUCCACCCUGGAAAAGUCAGGAGACACCUGGGGAAAGAAGGCAGUGGCCUCCUCCCGCCUUGUUGUUCCGUGGCCACCAGAGACCCUGAGCAUCAACUUAACCCCCAAUAAAUCCUCCCUGUGCCAGGGACUGAGCAGUUGGUGGGGGGCAGCCCCUGCCCUCCCAGGGCUCGCAUUCGCAGGGGCUGUACACCAAAGCAAGGCCUGUCGGAGAUAGUUAAAAGCACCCAAUUCUCUUGACAUCAGACUCAAUCUUCUGGGAAGAUCCCCCUCCCCUUGACCUCCCCUGAUACAACUGAACAGAGCUCCAGAAAGACACAGUUGGCAAGUUAUUCACCACUUCCCACCUCACUUUCUUGGUCAGAAAGAUGGGGAUACUGAGAAGACCUGUGCCAUAGGACAGUUCUAGCUGAUCUAUGAGGAUGCCAGUGCAGAGCCCAGUAGCACAAGGCAUAGCCAUUCAGAUCAACUGGCAUUUACUGAGGGCUGCUACGUCAGUUCCUUUUCCACAGAAUACUCCAUGCAUGCUUGA
Messenger RNA from Zalophus californianus (California sea lion), 558 nucleotides. It is a transcript of the gene SPATA12, whose product is annotated as spermatogenesis associated 12. Lineage: Eukaryota; Metazoa; Chordata; Mammalia; Carnivora; Otariidae. The record is from RefSeq and is a predicted model, not a curated record.